GACGCGAAGAUGAAACUAUCAACCAUUCCACUGAUUACUCUCGUGGCCGUAGUUCUGGUGCAGAUGAACUGCAUCCAUGUCCAUGGCCAAAGCCAUGCCUUUGAUCUGACCAAGCUUCUGCCCAAGAGCGGAACGGAGCCCAUCUGGACGGUGGUAGAUCGCAACUUGCCACAGGUCCAAGAAAUGAUCAACACGGCACGGAGCGAAUGCGUCAAAAAGCUGGACCUGCCCAAAAAUCAGCGCCCUCUGAUGAAGGUGGCCAAUCCCACAGAGAAGGAGAAGUGCCUAGCGGAGUGCGUGCUCAAGAAGAUCAAACUAAUGGACGACAACAACAAGCUGAACCUGAGCCAGGUGGAGAAGCUGACCAGUCUGGUGACCCAGGACAACAAGAUGGCCAUCGCCCUCAGCUGCAGCAUGGCCCAGUCCUGCAACCGGGGCACCUCCUCCAAGAACCCCUGCGAGGCAGCCCACUUCUUCAACCAGUGCAUCGGUCGCCAGAUGGAGCGGAGCAACGUGAAACUAAUCUGGUAAAAAGUAAUCCUUCACGCGUGGGAGUUCCUGAAACAAAGAACCAUUUACAUAGAAGGUUGAACUAUACCUACUCCAAGUAUUUGUUGAUUCCAACAAUGUUAUAAUGUGCAUCUCAUCAUGCGAUGGCUCUGGCCGUGCUCAAAACUAUUAAUAAUGAAUCUUUUUUAAUUGCGGUAUAAGCAUACGUUUAUAUACCAGUCAAUUAUUAUUUGUUGGAUUAAAAUUUUUAAAUUUGCGACGUCCAAUUUGUAGUUUUGGCCAUUUGUACGGAUGUUAGGCCAGUAUAUAAUUUAUGUGACCAUUACAAGUGUUCAUUUGUCGCUUAAAAUUAUUUUAAUGGCCCGCCUCCAGAUAAUAUGCGUAAUAAAAUUAAUGUACUUUUUUA
Drosophila rhopaloa is the source of this 916-nucleotide messenger RNA. RefSeq lists its product as uncharacterized. Gene Ontology annotation, molecular function: odorant binding. The record is from RefSeq and is a predicted model, not a curated record. The transcript has 2 exons. The coding region runs from base 10 to 531 and encodes 173 amino acids. Gene Ontology annotation, biological process: sensory perception of smell. Lineage: Eukaryota; Metazoa; Arthropoda; Insecta; Diptera; Drosophilidae.